Messenger RNA from Toxoplasma gondii ME49, 9492 nucleotides. RefSeq lists its product as hypothetical. The record is from RefSeq and is a predicted model, not a curated record. Bases 559 to 8670 code for a protein of 2703 amino acids. The transcript has 10 exons. NCBI's taxonomy places the organism in Eukaryota, Apicomplexa, Conoidasida, Eucoccidiorida, Sarcocystidae.
CCAUUAUUGUGCUUGCAGCUUUUCUCCACUUCCUCGCACUUUCGGUGCACAUGUCCUGGUCCGCUGUGGCUGACUUGUCUGUUUCGCGUCUUCCCGGCUUCUAUCCCUCCAGACUCGCACGUCCUCCGCUUUUCCUACACUUUUCGAUGUUUUUCCUUUCGUCUUCUUGUGCUGAUCUCUCCUGUCAUUUGCCUAGGUUCUGUCUCGCGUUUCUUUCUCGCUCCUCGCUCGUGACGCCACUCUCUUCCGUCGUGUCUCCGUUCCGUUCCGCCGCUCUGAAACUUUUGUUCUUGGCUCCUCUCUGGCUGCCUGCUUCCUUUGAUGCUUUUCUGUACUCGUCGAGCCGUUCUUCGCCUCGCUGUCGUCCCCAUCCUCCUCCUGUGGUGUCGGUUUCACUCCACACAGCAGCACGAGACAUUCGAGCGGCCGCCGUCUUCCUUCUUCUCUCUUGCUUCCCGUCUGUACUUCCUUCCGGGUAUCCAUGCGCUUCUUCUCGCCGAGUGUCUGAGCGUCUCUGAAUUUGCAGGACAAUGAACGAUUCGUCCCUGACUUGGGAAAAUGGCGUCGAUCUCUUCCUUUCUCAAACGAAAAGUGAAGGAUCGACUUUCGUUGCUGGACGCGGCGCUCGAGGCAGACACUCUGGUGACGCGUCUGAAGGCGAGCCUCUCUCGGCUCUUCGAAGGUCAGGAGCUUCCCGGCCCGCUGCCUUCUCUCUCGCCUUUGCCGGACUCUCCGCGAAGCCGCGCCGGUUCUGCCUCUCCUCCAGAAUCCCAGAGAGUCUCCCUUGAAACGGAGAGGAAGGGUGCGGAGGCGAAGGAGAGAACAGAGCCUCCGCCUGAGAAGGGCGACGAAGGCCCUUCCAAGCUUCUCGCGUCCUCAGGCUGGAGUCAGACCAGGUGCCCACCGCCUGCGCAUGCAGGUCCCUCGCUCGUGUCUCCGCUUCCCGUGGAUGCUCUUGAGAAAUUUCAGCAGCUCCUGCACCAGCUCCUUCUCCUGUGUCGCCAACAGAAGGCGCUGGCCUUGCAGGCGUCUCAUAAGAAGCUCUCGACCCAGACUGCCUCCUCGACUUCCUCAGGCAGCGGCGCUGGGGGCGAGGCGCAGGUCGCAGCGAAGGGCCCUGGCCCAGGUGACGAGGAGAGGGCGGCGUUCGGGGGCCUCUGCACCUCGCUGGUGACGCAUCCCUCGGGUCUGCGCGUCCUCUGUGCCUGUCUUCAUCUCGGUAAGGCGUAUUCAGACAAGUCCGCCUCUUCUGCACAGCUUGCCGCUGUCGCGUCCAUUCUACAAGAUGCGCUCGAAAUCCUCGAUCUCCUCUUUGCUGCGCAUGCACCCACGCCUCUCGGGCGAGCCGGCCCCGGAGCCCCCGGGCGUCCAGGCAGGGCCGCCCCGCGUGUGGUACGUACACCGCAGCCAGGGACAGGAGACAUGAGUGCAAACGAGGCUGAGAAGCCGCGAGGAUGCUUCUCGCCAAAAGACGGGGUCGACUGGCGCUGCGGCGAUGAGGCUGACCUCGACGAGACGUCGAGUGACGGAGACUCGGACGCAGACGAGGAAACGGCAGAAGGCGAGGAGGACGUGGAGGAACGGAACCGCGGGACUGUGAGUGAAAUCAAAGGAGCACUCCCAACGAAGAGCAAGGAGAAAGCGCAGCGGGCAUCCGACGCCUCGCCUGGGGUGUAUUUCCAGCUCAUGGACAGCGUGAUGCGCCACACAGAAAACGGCAGCCUCGUCGUCUCGCUCUUGCUGCUACCUGAGGUGUACAUCGAGCACGACGUCUUGCUCGUGCUGCAGAAGCUGUACAGCUUCGCGGACGACACGCGGCGUCGAGGCAGAGAGGCGGCGCGUCGGAGACGGCGAGAAGCAGAGAAGAGGGAAGAGGCACUGGGAGAAGAACAGACUGUCGACGCCGUGAUGCCUCCUUGGCUUUCCUCCGAUCGCUUCCGGCGCUCACGGCCUUCACAUCGGCCGCUCGGAAGACCGCGCCGCGACGGGAGAGAAAAAGCACGCGGCGGACAGCGGCAACGCGAUGGGGAAUUUCUCGACCUCGAAGAAAGGGGGAGUACUGUGUGCCAACAGCUGGAAGAUGCCCUCCUCAACAGACCCGAGUGCAUCGCGCGCCUCACCGCGGCGCUGCAGGAAGGCGGCGCAGCCGAGUUUGUCAGGGAAGAGGCCCUUGAAGUUCUCAGGAUGGUCACGCGAAGGAGAGAAGAAAUGAAAGUGAUUGCAACGUUCCAGGGCGCCAUUGAGGCGCUGCUUUCUCUUCUGUCGUCCGAGCUCGGUCUACCCCUUUAUGUGAGUGAAGACAGCCUGACUUCCCCCGCCAGCAGCGGGCAGAGCAGUCGGACUAGCCUCCAACAGCCGCCGCUUGAGACGAUGCAGGUGCUGCUGAGUGCGCCGCGCGUCCGCUCGAUUCUGCGGUGUAUCUACAGCUUGACGAGUUGCGGACCUGCCUGCAAGUACAUGCGCGAGGCGAAUUUGCUGAGGCCGCUGGUCCUGCUUCUGCAGCUCCUCCUGCGCGCGAAGGAGGAGCACGUAAAGCGCGCUGGGCGUCUCGGGAGACAGACAAAUGCGUCCGUCGAUGCGCAUCCCCAAGAGGGUGAAACGCAUGUGGCGAACACGCUUUCCCCAGACCCGAACAUCUCAAACAGCCACCCCGCGGCAGCCUCUGGAGGCCUCUUGGGGUCAACAGGGAUCCCCCAAUCGGGUGUACGUACAUCCGGUGCGGCGGGCGACGACUCCCUACGAGGUGAAGGUGCGCGCCCGGGAGAGUUUCACGUGGCUGUGGCGACUGCUCUCGACGAAUCACUUUUUCUGCUUCUUGCAAUCUUUGGGAAUUUCUUUCCGUAUCCAAAGAAACUCGAUUCUUUUCCUGUUUCUGCCGAAGAAGCCGUGGCGGCCGCGAGCCUCCAACCCCUGCACCGACGCGUGCAUACAGUCAGGCUCCCGAAGUGGAGGCAGGAAGCGAGGUGGACGGAAGCUGAGGUUCGAGGGAACCAAGCGGCGCUGCGUCGGAGUGGGGUGCUGGACUUGAUCGCUCAACACGUGGCGAAAGUGUGCCAUUCUUUGUCUUUUUUCUCGCAAGCUGAUCACGUUUCCUCUCCGCUCAUCGCGCUCGUUCCGAACUUAUGUCGCCUCUUCACGCGACUCUUCCAGCUCCUCCUCGCGCUCCUCGCCGAGCCGCGGCGCCCGCAGGGACGUCAGGGCGCGUCAGAAGCUGCGGCAGACUCCGCCGCUGCGCAAAUGCUUCUGACGCCUUCUUCGCCUCCGGACGCAGCGUCAGCUAGUGAAACUAGGGGCGGCGACAGACACAGAGAGCUGCGGCAAGCGGAGAGUGGAGGCCCCCCACCCUUUUACUGUCUCGCCUACGCAGCCCUGCAAGGCGGUGCGCCUCCCGUUUUACAGGCGCUGUUGACUGUCUCCGUCGAUGUGAUCGUCUCGUCCUUUCCCGCAGUCCAAGAACACAUUCUGGAAGGGUGUCUUGCGGCUUUCGGAGGCUCGAGCGCGGCGAUGCCGUCACUCGCCUCCAUCCCUGGGACGCCAGGGCCUUCUAGCGAGUUGCGGACUCCAGAUCUUGCUUCUGCACUGCCUCCGACCUUCUGUCCGUCUCUGCACGACUCCUCCGGUCCAUGCUCACCUGAGCUGAGGUCCGAGGGAGACUCUCGAGACGAGCCGCCGCCGCUGCAGAUUCUGCCCCCAGGCGUCGUUCUCGCGGCCCUCCUGCAGUGGGCCUUCCGGCGAGGUGUACGUACAGCCGAAGCCGCGCGACUCGCGGAGGCGGCGGCGGGAGUUCUCGCUGCGGGCGCCGUGUCGGGCAGCGCAGCUAGCGACGAGACGCGUCGGGUGUCUAGACGCCAGGAGGAAGAGGAGGGGGGGGAAGAGCCUAGGGGCCUCCUCGUCGACGAAGCUUAUCGGGCGUCUUGGCGGUGGCACCAGGCAUGUGUGGCCAUGCGUUUUCUCGCAUUUGCGCUGGGGGGCAAUCCUCGGCUUUCUCUCGUUGCAUGUACGCGACCUCUGCCGUCUCUGGGCGAACGUGGAGAGACUCGGAAGCCGCUGCUUUGGCAGAUCGCGGCUGUGCUUCUUCCUGCUCUCUCGCGCUGCUGCCGAGAAGAAGUUUCUCAUCCGUGUGGAGGGAAACGACCGCCGGCAGGAGUGGCGAGCGGAGACGAAGAGACAGUCGCUCUGCUCCACUUCUUCUGUCGCACUCUGGAGCUGCUUCUCGCUCUCCUUCACUCUGACCGCCUGUCGUCGUCUCGGUUCACCUUCUUGAAAACUCCCGAGACGGCUCAGACAUCCAACGGUCCAGAGUCGUCUGCUUUGUCUCUUUCAUCUGGGGACGCUGUCGCUCUCUCCCUUUCCUGGCUUCUUGCUUCCUCGCUUUCCCUUCCUUCUCUGUUGCUGCUUCUCCUCCGCCGGAGGUCUAGCGAUACGUCGCCCCCGAAGAUGGAGACACUCACGGAGACACCCCACACGCUGACGGAGACACCCCGCACGCUUCUCGACGCGGCCGCGGCUCUGGUGCUCGACCGGGUUGUGUUCACGCUGGACUUUUUUGCAGAACUCGAAAUCAAACAGGAGACAGAGACGCGCGUUUCUGCCGGGUCUCAGGGCGCCGGGGGCCGGGGCAGAGGUGGCGGUUCCUGGAGAGCCUGGAGACGGAGGCCGCGCGAAGAGCGAGACCGGUCGCUUGGCGCGGAAGAGGGAAGGUCGGAAGGUGGGGAGAAGCUGAAGAGGGAGAACUCUUGUCCGGUCAGGCGGAUGCUGCAGCUCCAUCCACAGCUGCAUGCGUUCUUCGCAGACUGGAGAGACACCGGCGCAUGCGUGCAUGCACAGUCGGGCGAGGCGCGGGACGAGGGAAGCAAAGAGGCAGAAGCAGAACGAGUAGCUGGCAAGAGACAAGGAGAGGAAGAGGAUGGAACAGAGGGGGUGUCCGGCAGAGGGGAGGCGCGAGUAUACGAGAAAGCAGACGGCGCGAGAAAGGGCCUUGCACAUAGAGCAGAGGAAGCGAAGAAGCUUCUUGUUGAAGUUCUGGGCGUCGAGCAAGUCGCCGCGAAAGUGCAGAAACUCCAGGUCGACCCAGUCUUCCGGUUUUCUGCUCCGUUGCCAGUCGCCUCUUCCUUCUUUCCCUCUCUGGCAUCCCGAAUUCCAACCCGACGUUCGUUUUGCUCCUCCGAAAGUGGCGCCUCUGGCGCGUCCGCCGCGUCUUCGCCGGCUGCAGGCGCAGGUGCAGAAGAGGUCUUCUUAGCAGCAAGAGUUCCAGCUGCUCUCUAUUCUCAGACGCUGGCGACGCUGGAGGCGUCUCUCGAAGCCGACUGUAGAGAAGCUGAGAAGGAAAGAGGCACCUAUGCAGAGCCUUCUUUCUGCGCACCGUCAUGGCUCGCAAGCGGACAGGCAGAGCGAAUCGACAGAGUCGGGGACCGAGGUGUCAUCUUGCCGCCUGCCGCCUAUCUCGCGCUCCGGCCCUGUCUCCCCUCCUUCUUCGCCUUCUUCCUUCUCCCGAGAGAAACGGCUGUUCUGAGAUGCUCAGCAGUGGGCGCCGAGGCCAGGGGCCUACGCAUGCUGCUCGCUGUCUCAGGAAAACGUCUUGAGAGGUCGCGGGCAGGCCGUGUUUCUCUCAAAGAAGAAAGCCAAGAUCUCGACGAUGUGACGCGUGAAGAGUUCGAGGAAUUUCUUCUCUUCCAGGAAGAAUCGAUUGCGGAGCUGAGAAGAGAGAACGCCAGACUCGCGCUUCGCACAGCGAAGCUUCAAGACGCGUUGGAUCCCAGGCGAGAGGCGCUCGUUGCUCAGCUACAGCGAGAGACCUCUCUUCUCCGCGCAGAGCUGGAACGUCUUCUGAAGGAGAAGAGUCUUCUAGCAGAACGACUCGCGGGCGAGAGGCGCCUGGCAGCUGCUCAGCUCGAAGACCAGCAGCGACAACUGGAAGCAGUUGUUGUGGGAUUUUCGCAACUCGAAGAAGAGCUUCAGACUCGCGAGGAAGAAAUCCAGUCGCUGAGGGCUGAGCUGGAGAGCCAGAAAGCAGCGGUCUACCGCGAAGACAGACUUCACGAAACGCCAGACAGGGGCGUCUGUGGAGAAGACUCAAGUGCAGAGACGGCGGAGAGAGUGAAGAGUACUGCGGCGCUGGCGACUUGUCGAGAGGAGCUUUUGAGUUUGCAAGAGAAACACACUGAGUUGCUCGCUCUCCUGGACCUCCUCGUCCACCGGGUCCCGGAGUGUCUGCAGUUCGUCUGCAGCCUGAGUGACUUGCCGUGUCGGUACACCCGCGAGUUUCGAGCCCUGUAUGAGAAACAGGCGGACGAGCUGCCUUCUCUCCAGAGUGUCCAGAACUGUGAAAGCCUGCGAGGCUUCCAAUCACUCCUGCCCUCUUCGACUUGCGCGCCGGCGCUUCGCGAGCGUCCGCAAGCCCCCGUAUGCACGGCGUCGGGCGUGGAUGUCUCGUCGAGCGAGGCGAGUCUCGAGAGAGCGGGAGCGCGAAGCGAAGGUCGUCCAGAGCCAUCGUCGCGCUUCGUUUCGGGAUCGCCAUCGGCCUUUGCGUCUUCCUUUUCACUGGAGUUCUUCCCCUCUUCCGCAGAUCCCCGGAGAGCGCCCGAACAAGCCUCGUGCUUGCACUGGGAGAGCGAUCGACCUUGGCAAGACGCUGCGCUCAGCUCUGAAGGCAUUUCUGGUUCGGCGGAGCAGAGCUUUUCAGGUGGCCGACGCGAACUCGAACGCAGAGAAGACAUUCGAGAGGAUCCCGAGACGUCUUUCUCACGGCUGUCUUGCCAUUCGGGAGCGACGUCGCCUUCCUUUCCUCCCUCGGCUCACCGCGGGGCCUUCUCAGAGGCGUCUCCUCAAGACGAGACAACUCGAGAAACUCCGACGCAGAUCCCCAGUGCGUCCCUUCCUUCUUCCUCUCCUUCCUCGCCUUCUUCCUCUGCCUUUCCCCACUCGGCGUUUACAGCCUCGCCCGCCUCGGGGGUUCCAGGAACUGCAGAGGCUACGGCUCUCGGAGUGGAGAGUUCACUGGCUCUCGUCGGCCAUGUCCUUCGCGCGCAGCCUGGGGGUGCCGCGGCCGCGCCUGCGUUCGGCCCUCAGACGUCUCAAGCGGCUUUCCUCAACCCACACGGAGGAGACAUGCAGGCCGCAGAGGGGAGUGGCAACAUCCCGAAGUCCUCCGCGCUCUUCGGUGGCGGAGACGCGAGGAGGCAGGAGACAGAACGGGCGACAGAGCGGGAAGGAACGACGAGAGAAGGGAGCAAGCGGGUGUUCGAGAGCCAGAGUGAAACGGGAGACGAAGGAAGCGAGGAUGUGAGAACUGCACCGAGUCCAGGAGGAGAAGGUUUCUCACAGGUCCGUGAAGAACAUGGCCGUCUCGAGUCUGCUAGAGAGGGGGGAAGAGCCGUUUCUCUCGAAGACGAGAGAACAAAGAGGGAGCAAAGAGCGGGGCAUGGCGCAGAACGAUUCCAGGGACAAAACGAGGGCGCCCGGAGCGUGGCGGAAGACGCGAAAGGAAUUCUAAAUGGAACGUCAACGGAACAACAGGAACCGAGACUGGGCUUCCGCAGCCGACUCUCGCGCAUCCUCUGGGCGGGGGUGACAGGCGACGGAGACGGCCGAUACAGCGACUCGGAACCGCACCAGGGUGGGCAGAGAAACGCGUCUCUUGACAGAAGAGACGAGCGCGAAACAAAACAGGGAGUCGGACGGUUGCUUCCAACGGAUGAACCGACAGAAGCGAGAGUCUCAGAGACGGACGGCGAAGAACUGUCUCUGCCGGUAGGAGGAGAGAGAAGAAGAGGAGCGCGUGGUGGGGGGAACACCGAUGCCAACAUUGCUCGAAGCCACGAAGCAUGUGGAGGAGAAGCGGCCGGAUUCGACAGCGAUGGAAAGGCAGAACGGAGGGGAGAAGAACCGGCUCGCCCCGGAGAGGUGUAUGUCUGCCAAGAUCGUCGCGGUCAAACGUCUCAACAGGAAAGAGAAAAAGGAGUAAACGACGUAUGCGCUGUACGAAGAGACCUGUUCAGCGGGUCUCAAGAUGGAGACACCCACAAGCCGAGAGACAAUGGAGGCGACGGGGGAGUGGGUUCCCUGUUUGAUACGUCCCCCGCGAUUGGAGAGCAACAGAGAGAAGCUGCAUGCGUCGGCGAAACAGCUGUCUCGUCGCACGCCAAGGCUCAGAGUCAGCUUUUCCAGACAGCGACAGGGAAUCCUGAGACUGCGGCGUCUCUCAGCGAAGCUCGCAGUUCUUUCCAGGAACCCCUAGCCGGCAGUGGCGAGGAGCUGGCCAAGGGAAUGCGGGACUUGGAUUCGUUGCCAUGCUCAGAAGCUGGAGGAGGCGCGAGAGAGGCUCCGGAAGCUGAAGAUGUCUCUGUGGGUGCGAGAGUGCGAGAGGCCGUGGAUGCUGAGGUCGCUGUUGGAGUGCCUGAGGGAGGUGAAAAAGCUGAGGAAGAAACGCUAAAGCGAAAGGAAGUCGAAGCGGGAAGACAACAGACUCAAAGCAAAGCAAACGGAGGAGACACACAGCAAGGCGGAAAUCAAGAAAUGAUGAGUUACGAAGACUACCUCGCAAUGAUUCAAGGCGUCGAUGAGAGACAACUAACUCCGCAGCAGUUAGCGGAGUGGAGAAACUACCGAACUCAGUGUGAGGCGUUCUUCGCCUACCAGCGGCAGUACGCUCAGUGGCAGCCACAGGCGUAGGCGACGGACGAGAAGAGAAAAAGUGAAGCGGAAACCGAGAGGAGAACGGGAGUAGGGAGGAGAGCAAGCAGGAAAGCGAGGCUUGAAGAAAGAACUUGACAAGGGAGAAGACGGAACGCCGAUGAUAGGGGGAAGGAGAGAUCGUGGGGGGGGGGGACCGCAGGUGCGAAGCAUGCGGGGAGAAACGACGACGAGAGAGGCAAGAUUGAAGAGAGAGAAAUGUGCAGCGGGACAGAGAAAACGAGUACCGCGAGGGUGGACUGAUCGAACAGCUGAGGAAGAAAAAUUGGUAAAUUUGUUGAACACUUUGCUGUCCCGAGGGAAAUCCACCGUGGAAAAGGUGGGCAAGGGCGAGAGGUCAGAAGCAGAGCAUGAGCAGUCGGAAGCGGUGAAAAGAAGAGGCAGACGAGAAAGGAGAAGAAACUCAUCUUUGUGACGAAACGAACACACGGGGAAGGGGACCGGGGAUUUAAAAAGUAUCGUUGUGGUAACAACGUUUUCCGCAAAUUCUGGCCUUCAACUCCCUUUAGCUCUUUGCUGUGUGAGCGUUACUGCCUCGAUCUGGAAGUGGAACAGUAGAGUAGGGUGGGCAUUGGGUUAGAGCAAGGCAAAAACGCGAAGCAAUAUAACGUGGACAAGAGACGCCUUGCUGACCUCAGACACAAACGCUCGAAUUUGCCAACGGGCAAGGACCCACGCUUGCCUCGAUACAUUGCGUGCAGAAAAUAAUGAAGUUUACUUUUUCCAUCUGGUUCGCGUCUUGUUGAAGUCGCCUUUUCGCCCGCUUCCGUCUUCGUCAACCACGCCGGACAGCGACCUAGC